Eleginops maclovinus (Patagonian blennie) is the source of this 3082-nucleotide messenger RNA. RefSeq names its product zinc transporter ZIP12-like. The coding region runs from base 738 to 2735 and encodes 665 amino acids. The transcript has 13 exons. NCBI's taxonomy places the organism in Eukaryota, Metazoa, Chordata, Actinopteri, Perciformes, Eleginopidae. The record is from RefSeq and is a predicted model, not a curated record. Gene Ontology annotation, biological process: zinc ion import across plasma membrane; intracellular monoatomic cation homeostasis. Gene Ontology annotation, molecular function: monoatomic cation:bicarbonate symporter activity; zinc ion transmembrane transporter activity. Gene Ontology annotation, cellular component: plasma membrane.
AGGUUUUAGCAGCAGCAGCAGCAGCAAUGCCCAAUAAUUCUCCCCAAACAAGCCUUUGUGUUUAUCCCACCGGAGGAGGAAAACAAACCUAGUUACAGCCGCUGAGAGGAGCAGAGGGGAGAACAAUUCAUCUGGUAAGCUUUUGUUUAUCCAUCUAUCGCAUCUCAGGUAUUACUGUAGCUUCAGUCCUCUUACUGCUCGGUCGGCUUGACCUGCAGGGUGUACAGUGUGGGAGGAUGCUGGAACGAGAAAAAGCUUGGCAUGUUUUUCUGUGUAUGUUUGAUCUUUGAUGACUCAGAGAUCUUAGAGGAUAAAAACCCAUUGAUUUGGAUGUUACCAUUGCUUAAAUCAGUAGGUUGGGGGGGCUGGGGGGGGGGGGGGUGCAGUCACUCAUACCAGCUCCUGUCUUUCUCUUGCAGAAUGUAUAUUACCACUAAAACUGGCAAAUUUUAAAAAGCUUUUCAUGCGUUAUUUAUUUUCCCUACUCCAUAGUCUUCUUCUACACUAAUUAUUUUCUCUUCGGUCUCCCCCUCCAUGCCCCCUGUGCUCUCUCACUUGCCUGCACUAAUCCUUUUGUUGUGGACUGAGGGGCCCAGGCUUUGGCUGACCGAUCGGCACUGUAGGGCUGGUUCAGCUGAAAGGUGUCCACCGAGUAUUUCUGUCCUCCACCGGAUCGUGCGGGCCUAUUAUUAACGCCUCUUCUCAAAGUCAGUCCUGUGAGCUUCCUUGGUAGGAACAUGCACUUCAGGAGCAGUGCUUUGCUGCUGCUUCUUUGUCUUCUGGAGGUACGAGGGCAGAAAUACCUGCAGGAUACUCUCAGGGCCUUGGAUCUGCCCCUGGGUGUCAACGAAGAGCCACAGCUCCAGAAGAACCACAUCGGAAUCCUGAUCACGAAGCUCCUCCAGGAGGUGCACUGUGCUGAGCGGAUUGGCUCCUCUCAGGAUGUCUGUGGCAAGUGCCUGACACCAGAAGCGGCGCUAUCUGUGCUAGAGGAUGAUGGGGUGGCUUACCUCACUGAAGGAGACUACCAGCGGAUCUCCACCGUCCUUCUAUACUAUAUAAUAAACUUGCAAGACCUGUGUUUGUCAAAUACUGCCUCCCUUUCAUCAUCCUCUUCCUCAUUUGGGAACUUUCAAUUCUAUAUUUUGGCUCUCACCAAUCUACACCCGGAUGAGGACAGUCGCUUCCUAUCGUCCAGAGAAACAGCAAGUAUUCUGCAGCUCAUCAACCAGCACUAUGCACCCUCCCAUCAAGACCACUCAUCUGAUUUGCAAUGCAUUGAUGCGACUGGCCUCUUUGAAGAUGUUGACGUACAUGAAGAUGCUGAAGUGUCUUCUGUACCCAAACUGGCUGCAGCCAUCAUCAGCCACGUCCUGCAGGGCCACUGCUUCAGACAUUGGAACCUCCCGUCUCCAGCUUUCUUUACAGACUUCAUCUUUCAAUCCCUAAAUCGCACAAGUAAUAUGCAGAUUAUAGAUUUAGAGGAGUUGCUUCAUCAGCUCGGAGUUGGACAGGAAGCAGGGACGCACUCUCACAACAGGAAGAGGCGGACCUCACAGAAAGAGGACGGCUGCAACCAUGAAACUGGAGAAAUAAGCAAAGACUGGGCACAGGUAUGUUUUUCCGCCAAUCAGCUGGUGGAUAUCUUUGCUCUGGAUCCUCAUUUGCCAAUUUCCAAGGAGCACUUCAGGCAAGUGUGCCCAGCCAUUAUUCAGCAGUUGCUAGGCAAUGCCUGCAAGUCUGCCGAGCAAACAAGGAAAGGAUCUCCUCCCACUGCUCUCGAGAAGUACGGCUACAGCACGGCUGCCGUCCUGCUCAUCACCGUGGGCUCCAUGUUGGGUAUCUGCCUGAUCUUGUUCAACUCCUGCCAGGAGACAUACAACCUCAUCCUGCAGCUCUUCGUGGGGCUCGCAGUGGGGACCCUCUCAGGAGACGCACUCCUGCACCUCAUACCACAGAUCCUUGGCCUCCAUGAUGACACUCACAGCCAUGAAAACUAUGCAGAAGGGAAGGACUAUCUGUGGAGGAUUCUGGGAAUUAUCUCUGGGAUUUAUGGCUUUUUCCUCAUUGAAAGAAUCUUUUCCUUUUUGGUUCCUUCUCAUGGCCAUGGUCAUAGUGACCUUCCCUUAGAGCUCAACUGUAAUGGCAAAUCCCAGAGGGGCAAAUCCAUCUCCACCAUACAGCUGGGGCCGGUGGAUGACUUGGAGUGUACAGAAGUAUCCCCCGAACACGUCAACACAAGGAGCCCUUCACAUCAGAGACAGGGAGUUCCUCUGCUGGCCGUGAUGAUAAUCGUGGGAGACAGCCUUCAUAACUUUGCAGAUGGCCUUGUUGUUGGGGCGGCCUUCUCCUCUUCAGCCGAGACCGGCAUGGCGACCACCGUGGCCAUCCUGUGCCACGAGAUCCCGCACGAGAUGGGGGACUUUGCAGUGUUGUUGAGCUCCGGACUCUCGGUGAAGACUGCUAUGCUCAUGAACUUUCUCAGCGCUCUGACGGCCUUCAUGGGCCUCUACAUCGGACUGUUUGUUUCCUCCGAUUUUGAAGUGCAGCAGUGGAUCUUCGCUGUAACUGCUGGGAUUUUCCUCUAUUUGUCACUGGUUGAAAUGCUUCCAGAGAUGAAUCGGGUGAAGACGGACAGACCGUGCCUCCUGUUUCUGCUUCAGAACCUCGGUCUGCUGAUGGGGUGGGCCUGCCUUCUGCUCCUCUCUCUGUUUGAACACAAACUCAAAUUCUAAAAGCAGUGUACAGGAGUCGCCAUGUAUAUCUCUUCACACAGGGUCGAGCCAAAACAAAUGCUGACUUACGUUCUAGUGUUUUUGGAAAUGUAUUCAAGUCAAGUCAAGUGAGUAUUUCAGGAUAUUUUAGUCGCAGCACUGGAUGGUAAAUGUUAGCUGUAUGAAUUCUCUCUUUUUUUUAUACUUGAUGAUUUAUUUUUGUAUGUUACAGACGGUAAAUAGUGAAAACUCUAAUUAUGACCUUAUUUGUCAAAUUCAGGUACAAAUGUGCAUAUCUGUUGUUCUGUGAAAUAUCUAUAAUGCCUCACACAAUCAAAUCAUUUGAUUAAACACAUGCAAGAUACAAA